Diaporthe citri is the source of this 945-nucleotide messenger RNA. RefSeq lists its product as uncharacterized. Gene Ontology annotation, cellular component: cytoplasm. The transcript has a single exon. The record is from RefSeq and is a predicted model, not a curated record. Gene Ontology annotation, molecular function: zinc ion binding. Bases 1 to 945 code for a protein of 314 amino acids. NCBI's taxonomy places the organism in Eukaryota, Fungi, Ascomycota, Sordariomycetes, Diaporthales, Diaporthaceae.
AUGGCAAAGCGAUCGUCAUCCUCCGAGGGCCAGGAAACCUCAUACGUGAACAUGACCGAGGUCGACCGCUCCCGAUACGCCGACGCCACCCUCGUCGGCAAGCACUGCGAGGCCGAGUACUGCAACCAGCUCGACUUCCUCCCCUUCUACUGCCAGUCAUGCGAGAAGACCUUCUGCCUGGACCACCGGACCGAGUCGGCCCACAAGUGCGCCAACGAGGGCGCCUGGGCGGAGCGCAAGCGCCUCGCCCAGCUGGCGCGGCCGAGCGCGGGGGACGGCAAGCAGCUGCGCGACCACGUGUCGCAGAAGCCCUGCGCGUCGCCCGACUGCAAGACGACCAUCGGCACGAGCCUCGUCCCCGGCGUGCACUGCCAGGGGUGCAACCGGGACUACUGCCUCAAGCACCGGCUCAAGGAGGAGCACGACUGCGACAACCUCGUGCCCCUCGGCGCGCGGCCGGGCCUGCAGGCCGCCGACAAGGCGCGCUCGGCCCUGCAGAAGCUGAGGCUGUGGGGCGCGGCGAAGCGGGAGGCGGCCGGGCGCGCUCUUCCUAAGGCGAAGCCCACGUCCGCCUCACAGCGCAUCGUCGCCGUCAACAACCUGAAGAAGACCGCCAAGGGCGACGAGAAGCUGGCGCCGGAGAAGAGGGUGUACCUGUUUGUGGAGGCCGAGGCAGCGACGACGACGGCUAAGAUACCCAAGGGCCAGUUCUUCUACUCCAAGGACUGGGUGGUAGGACGGGUCCUGGACGCUGCCGCGCGGAGCCUGCAGGUCGAGAACGUCAACAACCAGUCCAGCAACGAGCAGGACAAGCUGAGGGUGUUCCACGUCGAGGGCGGACGAGUACUGGAGUUCAGCGAGAAGGUCGGGGCCGCGCUUGUCUCAGGCAAUACGAUUGUGCUUUUACGCGGCGUUGGACCCGCGCCGGAUUUGAUUGAGAUGUAG